Molecule: messenger RNA, 669 nt
Organism: Puccinia graminis f. sp. tritici CRL 75-36-700-3
Lineage: Eukaryota; Fungi; Basidiomycota; Pucciniomycetes; Pucciniales; Pucciniaceae
Exons: 2
Coding region: 1-669 (222 amino acids)
Source: RefSeq, a predicted model, not a curated record
AUGCAUUCGUUCAAAGGAAAGAUGCGCGGCAAGGAGGCGGAUGACUCUGACUCGGACGAAUCUUUUCACUGUUGCGGAAGGCCAGAGGAUCUGAUUGCAGAUGCCCAAUCCCUAAUGGAAGAAUUAUCUGACCCGGAUGCGAGCGAGGUCCACGUACCGGACGAUCAAAACUACUACCUCUAUUCCGCUGGGCUUGAACGGAUGAAUUCUCCCAACAACAAAAGUUCAAAACGUCAAUCGGCCUCAUCAAUCCACGAGUUCCGAAGAGACAGGAGCUCAACCGUCUACUCCUCGGAUUCCGAAUCCACGCGGAUCGGAAGCCCUCUCCUGAUCAUCAAAACCGGCGAACUAGCCCCACCAUCUCCGUUGUCCGACAUGAGCCAACUACAAUUGCAACUGAUCGAGCCUACAACUACCCAGCCGAAGAGGAAACCAAGAUGGAAGAUCCAAAUCCCUCGAGCCCAAAGUUUUAUCAGAAUGGCGGUCAGUCCAAACGAUGAUUACCCACAAAGUCCCGAGCUUCCAAGUCCGACUUCUCAAGCCUCCGAUAGUCCACCACCAACAAAGCUUGCACAGCGCCGACGCGGCAGGAUUUUCAAUACCGACAAACUUCCUGAGGAGCUGAAAAAAUUGGCCAAAUCUCCUCACUCAGAUGGAAGCGCUACUUAG